This is a messenger RNA of Bubalus bubalis (water buffalo), 2785 nucleotides long. It is a transcript of the gene WDR26, whose product is annotated as WD repeat domain 26. Gene Ontology annotation, biological process: proteasome-mediated ubiquitin-dependent protein catabolic process. The coding region runs from base 98 to 2086 and encodes 662 amino acids. Gene Ontology annotation, cellular component: GID complex. The transcript is spliced from 14 exons. Lineage: Eukaryota; Metazoa; Chordata; Mammalia; Artiodactyla; Bovidae. Gene Ontology annotation, molecular function: protein binding. The record is from RefSeq and is a predicted model, not a curated record.
AGUGGUGGGACUCCCCCCGGCUGCUGCCCCUUCCGCCGCCGCCGCCGCUGCCGUCCCCCACCGAAGUAGCGGCCACAGCCUGGUCAGCGGCAGCAUCAUGCAGGCCAACGGGGCAGGAGGAGGAGGAGGAGGCGGCGGCGGCGGCGGCGGAGGAGGAGGAGGGGGCGGCGGGGGCCAGGGACAGACCCAGGAACUCGCCUGCCUGUCGGCCCAGAACGGGGAGUCGUCCCCCUCGUCCUCGUCGUCCGCGGGGGACCUGGCCCACGCCAAUGGGCUCCUGCCUUCCGCCCCUUCCGCCGCCAGCAACAAUAGCAACAGCCUGAAUGUCAAUAACGGGGUCCCCGGCGGGGCCGCCGCCGCUGCCUCCGCCACCGUCGCCGCUGCCUCCGCCACCACCGCCGCCUCUUCUUCCUUGGCCACCCCCGAACUGGGCAGCAGCCUCAAGAAGAAGAAGCGGCUCUCCCAGUCAGAUGAGGAUGUCAUUAGGCUAAUAGGACAGCACUUGAAUGGCUUAGGGCUCAACCAGACUGUUGAUCUCCUCAUGCAAGAGUCAGGAUGUCGUUUAGAACAUCCUUCUGCUACCAAAUUCCGAAAUCAUGUCAUGGAAGGAGACUGGGAUAAGGCAGAAAAUGACCUGAAUGAACUAAAGCCUUUAGUGCAUUCUCCUCAUGCUAUUGUGGUAAGAGGCGCACUUGAAAUCUCUCAAACGUUGUUGGGAAUAAUUGUGAGGAUGAAGUUUUUGCUGCUGCAGCAGAAGUACCUGGAAUACCUGGAGGAUGGCAAGGUCCUGGAGGCACUUCAAGUUCUACGCUGUGAAUUGACGCCACUGAAAUACAAUACAGAGCGCAUUCAUGUUCUUAGUGGGUAUCUGAUGUGUAGCCAUGCAGAAGACCUACGUGCAAAAGCAGAAUGGGAAGGCAAAGGAACAGCUUCCCGAUCCAAACUGCUGGACAAACUUCAGACCUAUUUGCCACCAUCAGUGAUGCUUCCCCCACGGCGUUUACAGACUCUCCUGCGGCAAGCAGUGGAACUCCAGAGGGAUCGGUGCCUCUACCACAAUACCAAACUUGAUAGUAAUCUAGAUUCUGUGUCUCUGCUUAUAGAUCAUGUUUGUAGUAGGAGGCAGUUCCCAUGUUAUACUCAGCAGAUACUUACGGAGCAUUGUAAUGAAGUAUGGUUCUGUAAAUUCUCUAACGAUGGCACUAAAUUAGCAACAGGAUCAAAAGAUACGACAGUUAUCAUUUGGCAAGUUGAUCCGGAUACACACCUGCUAAAACUGCUUAAAACAUUAGAAGGACAUGCUUACGGCGUUUCUUAUAUUGCAUGGAGUCCUGACGACAACUAUCUUGUUGCUUGUGGCCCAGAUGACUGCUCUGAGCUUUGGCUUUGGAAUGUACAAACGGGAGAGCUAAGGACAAAAAUGAGCCAAUCUCAUGAAGACAGUUUAACAAGUGUGGCUUGGAAUCCAGAUGGGAAACGCUUUGUGACUGGAGGUCAGCGUGGGCAGUUCUAUCAGUGUGAUUUAGAUGGUAAUCUCCUUGACUCUUGGGAAGGAGUGAGAGUGCAAUGUCUUUGGUGCUUGAGUGACGGGAAAACUGUUCUGGCAUCAGAUACACACCAGCGAAUUCGGGGAUAUAACUUCGAGGACCUUACAGAUAGAAACAUAGUACAAGAAGAUCAUCCCAUUAUGUCUUUUACUAUUUCAAAGAAUGGCCGAUUAGCUUUGUUAAAUGUAGCAACUCAGGGAGUUCAUUUAUGGGACUUGCAAGACAGAGUUUUAGUAAGAAAGUAUCAAGGUGUUACACAAGGGUUUUAUACGAUUCAUUCAUGUUUUGGAGGCCAUAAUGAAGACUUCAUCGCUAGUGGCAGUGAAGAUCACAAGGUUUACAUCUGGCACAAACGUAGUGAACUGCCCAUUGCGGAGCUGACAGGGCACACACGCACAGUCAACUGCGUGAGCUGGAACCCGCAGAUCCCGUCCAUGAUGGCCAGCGCCUCAGAUGACGGCACUGUUAGGAUAUGGGGACCAGCACCUUUUAUAGACCACCAGAAUAUUGAAGAGGAAUGCAGUAGCAUGGAUAGUUGAUGGCGAAUUUGGAGCAGACGACUUCUGUUUAACUUAAAAUUAGUCGUAUUUUAAUGGCUUGGGAUUUGGUGCAAACAAACAUGAUUGAUAGCUGGACUGACAUGCUCGUCAUGAAAAAAGAACCAUUUCUGAAGCCCGAUUGGGGCCAAACAUUUACACCUUGCUUCAUAGUAACCAGUUGAGAUGAAGCACGUCGUUAGAACGUUGUUGGACACCAUGUUGAAUUAUCCCCCCAUCGGUUGUGAAGAACUGUGCUACAUUCAGGCUUACCCAUUGAACUCAGUAUAUAUAUUUUUUUCCCUCCUGCCUUUUGUCUGGCAGGAUACCAUUCUUGUUGCUCUUCUGUGUAAUGAAGUUUAAAUGCUUGUUUGGAAAACUUUAUUUAACAGUUUAGAAGGCUUGAUAGAAAGAGUGCAUUAGUCUGAAGAGUAUACAUUGGAUAGGAAAGAAUUUCCUUCUUUUGUUUCUCCAAAUCUUUCCGCCUUAUUUAGCUUGAGAUCUUUGCAGCUUGGUUCAUGGAGUCUAGCCUUGCCCGUUGCGCAGUAUAUACUGAUCCAGAUGAUAAACCAGUGAACUAUGUCAAAAGCACUCUCAAUAUUACAUUUGACAAAAAGUUUUGUACUUUUCACAUAGCUUGUUGCCCCGUAAAAGGGUUAACAGCACAAUUUUUUAAAAAUAAAUUAAGAAGUAUUUAUAGGA